AACUUGACAAGUGUUCCAUGGAAGGUGGAAAACCCGAAGCUCCUUGGCUAAUGCACCCCGUGCAGUGCACGUGGCAGAUCACGCUCGUCUUUUUUCAACGGCUAUCCUUCUUUGCAAAAUGAAUGUGGCAGAAGAAGUCUGAGAUCCCCAGCUGGCCAACUCCAUUAUCACUCUACUAAGCUUGUUGAUGUUGAAUCAAUGGCAAUGAUUCGUCUUCGUUUUCUCUUAUCUUUUCCCCUCUUCUUCCUCUUCCAGUUCGUCCAAUUCCAUACUCUGCCAUUUGCUCUUGCUUUCGCCCUUCUCCACCCAAACGAUACCCACAUCCUCCAGGGUGUUCUGAAGGAGAUAUCCAAAAGGCGAAAUUGGGACUUUGAAGGAAUAACUACUUCCAAAUUGCAAGUGGCCAAAGUUAGAUUUGGUACUGCUCAGAGAUAUGAGUUCCGGAUCCGAUUCGGGAAGAAUGACUUGAUUCUCAAAUUCCCUGAUGAAGUGAGUUCUUGGAACAAGUUAAACAGAAAAAGGCUUGAUUUUGGAAAUUUUAUUCGGGAAGUUGGUUCCACGGCUGUACUUGACACAUUCAAAGUGGAGGGUCCUUUUGAUUUGCGUGUCGGUGGCCAAGAAGACCUCUCCUUGUUGUUGCCGCUGAAUUUUUCGCACAGCGGUUUAAAAAGGAUACUGGUGGGUGAAGGCAUCACAGUGGAAGUGAAAGGGGCUCAAGAACUCUCUCUUUUUCACACUUUUGACCACAGUUUCAUAGUGAAUGGAAGUUUUAAGAUUAGCAAGUGGAAAACUGGUUUCUGCUCCUUUUGGCAGUCAUUGUGUAUGCCAUUACUUCCUAUACAUGUUAUUGGGUCUGCAUCACUGAUUGCAUACAGGACUGGGAAUUAUGAUUCCCCUGUUAAAACAAAAUUUUUGUCUGAAGGGACAAUUGAAUUGCUACCUGCAAAAUGCUACAGUAAUAAUGAGUAUAAGAACAAUGUUAGGCUCAAUCAUUCCUUGAGUUUGAAGAUCAAUAUGCUAGGAAAAUCACUGAGGAGCUUUCUCAGUAACAGAAUGGGGCGAAAUUGGGUUUCAGGCUCUCUUAGAGCUAACGCUAAAGCAUCUAUUAUCAUUUGCUUUCAGUUGGAGAUAGAAAAGAAUGUUGGGAUUAAUGAAACUUUUCAUGAUGUUCUGGAAGACUGGAGAACAACACCAACAGUUGAACGUGUUUUGUUUGAAGUAAGGGCGAGAAUUGAAGCUGAGAAGCUGAGGCUACUGAUGGUUAAGAAAGUCAGACCUUUUAUUGCAGUAGAUUCAGUUUCAUGGAGUAAUUUAAUGUCAAAUAUUUCAUUUACAAAAUUCCCCUCUAUUCUUGUGCCUCCUGAGUCCCUAACACUGGGUGUGAAAUGGUAGUAUAAGCCUCUUUGUAAAUAGUGUUGAUUUGAGAAUAUCUACAUAUCAAGGCAAUAUACCUGUCAUUGAUGGCCUGUCCCUUGCUUAAAAUGAUGCCUAUACUGAUGUUGUACAUAAUGUUAAGAAAUUUUCCAUCAUACAAGAGGAAGUGUUGGCUUUGUUCAUUUUC
This is a messenger RNA of Manihot esculenta (cassava), 1561 nucleotides long. RefSeq lists its product as uncharacterized. The coding region runs from base 199 to 1392 and encodes 397 amino acids. The transcript has 3 exons. NCBI's taxonomy places the organism in Eukaryota, Viridiplantae, Streptophyta, Magnoliopsida, Malpighiales, Euphorbiaceae. The record is from RefSeq and is a predicted model, not a curated record.